This is a messenger RNA of Xyrauchen texanus (razorback sucker), 4126 nucleotides long. Its product is annotated as ADP-ribosylation factor-like protein 13B. Gene Ontology annotation, molecular function: GTPase activity; GTP binding. Gene Ontology annotation, biological process: non-motile cilium assembly; receptor localization to non-motile cilium. The transcript is spliced from 10 exons. Lineage: Eukaryota; Metazoa; Chordata; Actinopteri; Cypriniformes; Catostomidae. The coding region runs from base 701 to 1834 and encodes 377 amino acids. The record is from RefSeq and is a predicted model, not a curated record. Gene Ontology annotation, cellular component: ciliary membrane; non-motile cilium; motile cilium.
CAGCCAUAGCAGCCAGAUUCAGCUUGGUAAACAAAGCGGACUGCUAGAGAGCUAACAGUUAGAAAAACACAACGUCUGCAAAAAUGGAAAGUAAUACCUUUUGAAAGGUUUUUUUUAUUUUUACCGCAUAGUUAAUAUCCUAUCAAAUUCACGCUAUGAUAAGAUAUGCAAUUUAAUAGUUUUCAUGUGUCGUAUGCAGUGGCUAACUGGUUAGCCAGUCAAGCUUGAUUGAGGCUGCAUUGAUUGGCAAAGGAAAUGGGGUUACAAUUAGUUCAAAUGACAACCUGUUAUUUUGUUUGAGUGUUGUUGACAAUUACUUGAUUCAUCUGUUUUUAAACGCUGACUUCAUUUUGAUGGUUGUCUAUUUGCAUUAUAAAUUUUGUAGCUUUGUAUUUGGCUAACCAGUUAACCAUUUAACAUGUAACUGAAACUAUGAACUUUCAAUUUACUGAAGUAACAGAACGGUAAUUCAAUGAUUUAUCUUAAAUGACAAUAUUUAGAUUUGCUCUCAUUUCCCACUAGUUGUACCAAACAAAAUGCCUGCACUCAAAUAUUUACAAGGCGUUCAGGCAAGCAGAUAAAAGCUUGCUAGCAGAUAAAGGUUUGUGAAGAAAAUACAACGAAAGAUUGCUGGUCAACGCACCAAUAAGCCAAAGCGGCUGUCAUGAAAUAAUAAUUCUCGAUUCAAUCGUUGGGUGAGAUGUUCAGCCUAAUGGCGAAUUGCUGUAACUGGUUGAAAAGGUGGAGAGAGCCUGCGAGGAAAGUGACUCUUGUAAUGGUGGGAUUGGACAAUGCAGGAAAAACAGCCACUGUCAGAGGUAUUCAGGGAGAAAGUCCUUCAGAUGUAGCACCUACUGUGGGCUUUUCAAAGGUUGACUUAAAGCAGGGGAAGUUUCAGGUCACAAUCUUUGAUCUGGGUGGUGGAAAGCGUAUUCGUGGCAUCUGGAAUAACUACUACUCCGAAUCGUAUGGAGUGGUGUUUGUUGUGGACUCAAGCGAUGUCCAGAGGAUCCAGGAGACGAGAGACACAAUGGCUGAGGUCCUCCGCCAUCCUCGUAUUGCUGGCAAACCUGUAUUAGUGCUGGCUAAUAAACAAGAUCAAGAUGGUGCAUUGGCUGAAGCAGACAUCAUCGAAAGCCUGUCAUUGGAGAAACUUGUAAACGAGAAUAAAUGCCUCUGUCAGAUUGAGCCCUGCUCAGCAGUGCUGGGUUAUGGAAAGAAGGUGGACAAAUCCAUCAAGAAUGGCCUUAAUUGGCUCCUGACCAAUAUUGCAAAGGACUAUGAGGCAAUAUCGGAGCGUGUGCAGAGAGAUACAGCAGAACAAAGAGCCCAUGAAGAGCAGGAAAAGAAGGAAAGAGCAGAGAGAGUUCGGCGGAUCAGAGAGGAGAGAGACAAGCAGGAGCGAGAUGGGAGGACAGUCAAAGAGGAGGAGCUAGAUGAUGUCAGCACGGUCAACCCAUUCCAGCCAAUAAUAAAUGUUGUUACUGAGAAUGAAGACAAGCUGAGAAAGGAGAAAGAGAUGCAGAGACAGAGCAAAGAAGGCCAGCAGGGCAGUGCACAAGAACAGACAGCACUCCAAGAUGAGGAGGAAGAGGAAGACGAAGAGAGUGAGAGACAGACCCCAGAGAGCACAGAAUCAGGAGCUGUGGACCAGGCCAAAAAGAAAACAAGUAAAUUACGACUCAAACGUAAGCACAGAGUUGACCCUCUAAGGGUAGAUGAAGCAACACCCAAAAACCCCCCACCUCCUACCUUGCCAGUUGGAUGGGCUACUCCUAAAGUUUCUAGGCUCCCCAAACUUGAACCUCUUGGUGAUACAAGACCUUCUGUAUGAGGAGUACGGCUGGGAGGUCAUAGCAUUCCUGAUGGGUCUCCAAGACAGUUUUACCAAGUUUACCUGCUGUCUUUGCCUUUGGGACAGCAGGGCAAAGAGGCGCACUACCACAGGCGGGACUGGCCACAGCGGACCAAGUUAUCUGUGGGGAGGAACAACUGUGUCAAGUGGGAGCAACUGGUGGAUCCCAGAAGGUGCUGAUGCCACCACUGCACAUCAAAUUGGGCCUUAUGAAAUAAUUUGUCAAAGCUCUAGAGAAGGAGACGGCAGCCUUCAAGACUUCUUCCCUGAGCUGUCUGAGGCAAAGGACAAAGCCGGUGUCUUCGUCAGACCACAGAUAUAGAAGGAUUUUGGAUUCAUAUGUUGUUUUUUCUGACUUUAUGUGAACGAAAAGACACACAUUCGUUCUUAUUGGAAAUUGGUCAAUUUAAAAAUAUCAUAGUCAUUGUCACAAAAGCACAUUUUUGGGGGAAUAAUAGCCAUUUUCUAUACUUUUGAGGCAUAAGCAAUUAGGAAAUAACACUUACUGCCCAGGAACAAAAAUUGUGUUACAUAGUGUUUUCAUUUUUGGUGAAACGUCCCUUUAAUCAUGUAGUUUAACCAUUUAGUCAGUGGAAGUUAUUUAAUCCUUGUUUAUUAUUGCAGCUAUGAAAAAUUGGACAUUGCUGACAUAAAUAUCUCUUUUUCAAUGACUCUUUCAUUGGCAGAUUUCUAUGGCAAACCUCUCCCACCUGUAUCAAUUAGACAGAGGCCGAACAGCGAUACUCAUGAUGUAAUUUCCUAACACCCUUUCCCCUCACUGGCUUACAAUACUUAAGGGUCCCAACCAAUCAAAGUCUUCUUUUGUUCUUAUCUUCAAGCACGGGCACUUUAACAAUCUACGUGGAUGUAAUUGCCCAUAAGUGAGGGACUGAUACCCAAUCAGCAUGCCCAGAUGGAUCACAUGACUUGAGCAACCAAUGACUGAUGGUCAGCGGAAGCUGUGUUUCCUGGCCAGUGUUUGGAAAAUUAGAUGGACAAACGCAAACUCUAUGGAGCAGUUAUUGAUUGGUGGGGGACGUGGUCCAUGGACAUUCAUUGUAUAGAAUGUUCAAAUAAUUUUCUCAAACGGAGAAUGGUUCACUAUUUCAGUUUAGACUUUUUCCCUGGCAGUCUGUAGCACUUUUUUUUUCUCUCUUCUCAAAAAUAAAUUUUGCAAAUCAGUAUUAACACAUUCAAAACACUUUUUUUUUUUUUUUUUUGUGUAAAAUACAUUACAAACCUAUUUUUAUGAGCAAUUAAAAAUAUGUAAAUGUAUAGUUUAAAUUUGUGUACUUGAAAUUGUAAAAACAUGUCUUUCAUGUUUUUAUGGUUCACAUGCAUAUAUUUGCCCAAGCUUUUACACUUGUGCAGUUUAUUCUAACAUAGUGUGCUUUGAAAAUAUCAUAUGGUUUGUUUGUUUUUUCCUCCACAUCUAUACAGUAGGUCCAUACACUACGCUGUAUGUCAUUCAUACUUACCAGCAACAGAUAUCUUCACACUGCAGUCUGAGUGUACGUUUGCAUAUGGGCCUUGAUAUGUAAUGUUUUGAAGAUCUUUAUUGAGCAGCACAAUUUGACCCAGCAUUUUAACCUCACAAAUGGUACAUUAUUCUUUAUUAGAGAAGAAGAAAAAUAAGUUGUAUUUAGAAAGAUGAGUGGGUAAUUUCAUAUCUUGUAGAUUUGCAGAUAUGAAGAGACUCCACUGUUUGUGUAACAAUGCACAACCUCUCUAUAUAUUUUAAUGGAUAAUGUCACAAACUGUAAACACUGCUUUCAUAUUUAUUUGAUGUUUCAAACUUAUGCCAUUUUUAUACUUCACAUUUGUUUAAAUGUAUGAUCAGUUUACAUGUUUCUUUUUGUAUUUAACACACACACUCUUAUUUGGCAACACUAAUAUUCAGUUGACAACUUCUUGAGUUCAUCCAGUUUGCUUUGCUUUCAGUAUAUGCCUCUUUUUUUUAUCCAGUUUUAGUUUAACAUUUAUGUCAUAAUAAAACAUAUAUUUUUACUCAGUUAUGUAGUAAGUACUGUUUAAUUAUUAUAUAAUUUCAGUGUUAUAUGAAUGUGUUUUGUUCCACAACCAACCAUCCAGUUCCCUCGCUUAUGCAUUUAACAGUUUCAUUCAUUAGAUACUAUGAUUAAAUGAUUAAUGGAUUUAGUUGGUCUUGCUAUACAGUUGUACACAUAAUAUCAUUUAAGAUUAUGCAGCAUUCCCAAGGUCAACUGGAAACAUCAGGCAAUUUUAAAUGUUUAUUUCCAGGCAUGGAAAAUU